AUGAUAUGUUUGGUACGGCUGAAAAACAGCAAGACAAGUGUUUUUAGAGCACAAACGUAUUCUGUUCGUGCAUCUCCUAGUCGUAUAUUACCCAGAUUUCGAAAUUCCCGUUUAAAUCCUCUUUAUCGUGCAAGAUUUGAGCAAUCUGAAAAAACACCAAUUGUGAAACCAACUCAAGCCGAAGUGCGUCUACCAGAUGAUCCAAAAGGCAUUCUACCUCAUACACAAACACUUCUUGGUAUUUUUGGCAAUUCAGCAUUGGUCAUUGAGCGAAAAAUGGAGAUGAUGAAUGUGUUUUUUGGUUUUGAACAGGCAAAUAAGUAUGUUAUAAUGGAUUCAUGUGGAAAACAUGUGGGAUAUAUUGCAGAAACAGGUGGCCAGUCGUUAACAAAGAUGUUGGCACGUCAAGUAUUUAGGACGCAUCGGUCCUUUAAAGCCCAUAUUUUAGAUCGAGAAGGAAACGAAGUACUUCUUAUUGAGAGGCCUUUUUCUCUAGUGAAUUCGACUAUUAGGAUUGUAGAUACUAUGAACAAUGCAAAUCAUGUGGUUGGAGAGGUUCGUCAGCAAUGGCAUGCUUGGAGACGAAAAUAUAAUCUUUUUCUCAAAAGAGACGAUACUUUUUCUCAGUUUGCAUACAUAGAUGAGCCAUUAUUUUCAUGGGAUUUUUCAUUAAUGGAUCAAGAUGGGCAAUUAAUCGGAUCUGUCAAUAGGAAUUUUAUGGGUUUGUUACGUGAAAUGUUUACUGAUACUGGAAACUAUGUUUUACGUAUGGAUUCUGUUUCUUCACAAACAAAUGAUACAGCAGUAGAUUCAAAACAACUUGUUAAUAAUCAAAAAAAUGUUGUUCCUUUAUCAAAUAGGGGUCUUACACUAGAUGAAAGAGCAGUAAUUUUAGCAACAGCUAUUAGUAUUGAUUUUGAUUAUUUUUCCAAAUUAUCAAAAAGUGGUACAGGUAUUGGCUCAUUUUUACCCUUAUGGUUUCCUGUGUUCGGAGGUGGUACUAGUGAUAGUUCUACUGAAGAUUCGAAUCAGGCGCCUGCCUCUCAGGAUCAGGAUACUCAUGUAUCUUCUGAUGAAACUGCUAAAGCUGAAGAUACAGGCAAGAAUUGGUGGGAUCUUCAACCUAGUAAUGAUGUAUGGGGCGAAGGUGAUAAUGAUCCAUGGAAUAAUGCAAACCAAGAUGCUGAGGACAAUGCCUCUUGGGGUGAUUUCUUCGAGGAAGACGAUUGA
Molecule: messenger RNA, 1230 nt
Organism: Pneumocystis jirovecii RU7
Lineage: Eukaryota; Fungi; Ascomycota; Pneumocystomycetes; Pneumocystales; Pneumocystaceae
Exons: 4
Coding region: 1-1230 (409 amino acids)
Biological process (GO): plasma membrane phospholipid scrambling
Cellular component (GO): plasma membrane
Molecular function (GO): phospholipid scramblase activity
Source: RefSeq, a predicted model, not a curated record